This is a messenger RNA of Diprion similis, 594 nucleotides long. RefSeq lists its product as uncharacterized. Bases 1 to 570 code for a protein of 189 amino acids. The record is from RefSeq and is a predicted model, not a curated record. Lineage: Eukaryota; Metazoa; Arthropoda; Insecta; Hymenoptera; Diprionidae. The transcript has 4 exons.
AUGCAGUGCAGAGUAUGCAACGAAAAUGCAGUGCAAUUAGAAUACACACUUGCGACUUUCCGGUACCGGGAAAGGGUCAGUCAUAAAUAUCAUCUUGCGGAAGGCAGACUGCGCGACUGGACCGAACGGCAAGGAACCGGGGCUGCUGGUCUGCUCGCCCCGUCGAUGAAGAGAAUAUCGCUUCUCUAUUCUGGUGGGUGCAUCAUCCGCCAGAUAUUCGAGGCGAAAAACGAGAUAAGGCGCGUCGAAAUGGCCGAUAAAACGGGGAAUAUAAUUAGCGCUCAGGUGUCGACUGUUGAACGUACGUGUUACUGUCCUCGAGGUCGGCCUCGCUUUCCUAUAACGCGGUGGCUCAUCGUCAAGGCUUAUUGCCACAGUUCGGCAUGGCAUCUCCUCGCCGACUGCCAACCGGCCUCCAGGAGGGAACAUUUAUGGGUGAUGUCGACGAGGAAGGGUGCGGCGUCAAGAUACACAAGAUCUAAAUGUCCCGGAAAAAAUACUAAGGGAUUUAAGGAGAGGCAAAAUACCCUGAUUUCUUAUGCUGUUGAACGUUUCAAAUUCUGGAGGUAAAAAUUGAAGGGCAACAAAUGCGCA